CUGGGCUUCCUAACAUCUCCCGGGGCCCCUGGUUCCUGGAUCCACAGGCCCCUGCUGCUGCUGCCGCUGCUGGUCCUGCCCUCGGCCCCCUGCUUUCCAGCUCGGACCCCAGGGCCUUCGGAGCCCGAGGCCCCGCUGGUGGCUAGGUCUAGACUCAGGGUCCUUCCGCAGACUGAGAGCCGCCGCAGCACCUCGGAGGCGGCCUCCACCGGCACGGCGGGGCGCUGCUCCAGCAGCAUCUCCAGCAGUGAGCUCAUCUCCGACAGGAAGGUGCUGGCCAGCCGCGUGCCCGUCGGGCUCAGCUCGGGCCCCGGCGCCUUGCCGAACGUCUGGAAGGUCCUGGGCUCCUCCGAGGUCGCAGCGUCCGGGGAGAACACGUUGUCACGCUCCUCAGAAAAUUAAAUGUCGUCAGAAGACCGAGAAGCUCAGGAGGAUGAAUUGCUGGCCCUGGCGAGUAUUUAUGAUGGAGAUGAAUUUAGAAAAGCAGAGUCUGUCCAAGGUGGAGAAACCAGGAUCUAUUUGGACUUACCACAAAAUUUCAAGAUAUUUGUGAGCGGCAAUUCAAAUGAGUGUCUCCAGAAUAGUGGCUUUGAAUACGCCAUUUGCUUUCUGCCUCCACUUGUGCUGAACUUUGAACUGCCACCAGAUUAUCCAUCCUCCGCCCCACCUUCAUUCACACUUAGUGGCAAAUGGCUGUCACCAACUCAGCUGUCUGCUCUGUGCAAGCACUUAGACAACCUGUGGGAAGAACACCGCGGCAGCGUGGUCCUGUUUGCCUGGAUGCAGUUUCUUAAAGAAGAGACAUUAGCGUACCUGAAUAUUGUCUCUCCUUUUGAACUCAAGAUGGGUUCUCAGAAAAAAGUUCAGAGGAGGAUGGCUCAAGCGUCUUCCAACACAGAGCUAGAUUUUGGAGGAGCUGCUGGAUCUGAUGUAGACCAAGAGGAAGUUGUGGACGAGAGAGCCGUGCAGGAUGUGGAAUCGUUGUCCAGUCUGAUCCAGGAAAUCUUGGACUUCGAUCAGGCUCAACAGAUAAAAUGCUUUAAUAGUAAAUUGUUCCUGUGCAAUAUCUGCUUCUGUGAGAAGCUGGGUAGUGAGUGCAUGUACUUCUUGGAGUGCAGGCAUGUGUACUGCAAAGCCUGUCUCAAGGACUACUUUGAAAUCCAGAUCAGAGAUGGCCAAGUUCAAUGCCUCAACUGCCCAGAACCCAAGUGCCCUUCAGUGGCCACUCCUGGUCAGGUCAAAGAGCUAGUGGAAGCAGAGUUAUUUGCCCGUUAUGACCGCCUUCUCCUCCAGUCUACCUUGGACCUGAUGGCAGAUGUGGUGUACUGCCCCCGCCCAUCCUGCCAGCUGCCUGUGAUGCAGGAGCCUGGCUGCACAAUGGGCAUCUGUUCCAGCUGCAAUUUUGCCUUCUGUACUUUAUGCAGAUUGACCUACCAUGGGGUUUCUCCAUGUAAGGUGACUGCAGAGAAAUUAAUGGACUUACGAAAUGAGUACCUGCAAGCAGAUGAGGCCAAUAAAAGAUUUUUGGAACAGAGGUAUGGUAAGAGGGUGAUUCAGAAGGCACUGGAAGAGAUGGAAAGUAAGGAGUGGCUAGAAAAGAACUCAAAGAGCUGCCCAUGUUGUGGGACUCCCAUCGAGAAAUUAGAUGGAUGUAACAAGAUGACAUGUACCGGCUGUAUGCAAUAUUUCUGCUGGAUUUGCAUGGGUUCUCUCUCCAGAGCAAACCCUUAUAAACAUUUCACUGAUACUGCUUCCCCAUGUUUUAACCGGUUGUUCCAUGCUGUGGAUGUUAAUGGAGAUAUUUGGGAAGAUGAGGUUGAAGACUAGUUAACUUCUGCUGCUCAAGAUAUGGAAGUGGAGUGGUUUGCCCUAAUCUUUUGUCAAGUAUACAGAGUAACUUUGCAGGAUAUUUAGGGUACCAUUGAUUCCCUCUUCCUACGUAGAAGAUGUGGGAGAACAAGGUUGAUAUUUUCAUGUGGUACUACUGAUUAAGGCACAUUCAGACAUUUUUCAUUGCAACAUGACUGAGGAAAUAUUAAGCCAAAGGUUCCGAAAAUGAAAACUAGAAAAUAUUAGUAUUACAAUGUGCCCAAAGCUUUGAGUAGUUAAAAAUUAAAUAUUUAUUUUCUUCUCCAAGCUUUAGGUAAGGAGAGAGGGGUCAAGAGUUAAACUUAUAGUCCUUUUUAUCUCUUGAGAAGCAUCCCUCUAAGACAUUCUGUGGGAGCUCCCUCAGUAGUACUGCUUACAGCUGAGGUGGGUAGAAGCCUUAUUAAAAUUGUACCGAGAGCCUGAUGUUAUUUACUCCAUGUUACAUUAUUUCCAACCUGAAUUUCUGCUAAAUUAAUUUUCUUUGGAGGAAGUCCUUUACUCUAUAACUGAUUGGAUGGCCCAGUGUCAUUUUGAUCUGAUUUUCAGGAUAGAAAUUUAUAGAUAAUUUUUAAAAUAUUUUUUUAUACCACAAACACUGUGGGUCACCUGCUAUAUUUAUUAGUGGUCUAUAGUCCACUGUUUUUGAGCCAAGUCUAGAAUUUCUGCUAAAUUAAUUUUCUUUGGAGGAAGCCCUUUACUCUAACUGAUUGGAUGGCCCAGUGUCAUUUUGAUCUGAUUUUCAGAAUAGCAAUUUAUAGAUAAUUUUAAAAAUAUUUUUUGAUACCACAAACACUGUGGGUCACCUGCUAUAUUUAUUAGUGGUCUAUAGUACACUGGUUUUGAGCCAAGUCUAGAAUUUAUUGAUACUGGCUCAGAAGAAUUUCAGCCCUAUUCAACUUUCCUGUUCCUUCUAGGCAGUAGAGCCUAGAUUCAGAACGACUUGUCUUCUGUUCUGCAUUCUUUCUGUUGACUCUUGCCCUGCUUUUCAUUGGUAAGGACAAUUUUAAUAUUAGCUCCAGCAGCUCAUAUUUCUAUUUCCUCUGCUGGGAUAGGAGAAAGCCUAAUAUGUUCCCAAGCCGAACAAGCUGAACUUUAAUUAUCUGCGUUUUGAACACUGCACCACCAUAGUUCCAGUCCUAACUUUCUGAAUUCUUUUUAAAGGGCUUCUCUAAUGAACUAUGGAAAUUUGUCUUCCUAUCCUUUUUUUUUUUUUGCAACAGCACUGUUUCAGGGGAUAAUUUUGGCUUGAUACCUAGAUCCUUGUUUCUGGGUUUUGCUGGCUUUUUGAAAAAUUGUCUUUUCUUGUGGUUUGGUGAGUGGCUUGGUAGCAAAAUAAGAUUUUUGGAAAAAAAGGACAGAGGAAUUCAGCUGCAGCUGUGAACAUGUUCUUUUUUCAUGCCUUGUCAUUGAAAAUUGGGGAAUCACUUUUAACCAUUUUAAGUGUGUGUAUCCAAAGAGCACGGACUGUUUCUGGAUUGUC
Eubalaena glacialis (North Atlantic right whale) is the source of this 3349-nucleotide messenger RNA. RefSeq names its product ring finger protein 14 (gene RNF14). The record is from RefSeq and is a predicted model, not a curated record. Gene Ontology annotation, biological process: ubiquitin-dependent protein catabolic process; protein polyubiquitination; positive regulation of proteasomal ubiquitin-dependent protein catabolic process. Lineage: Eukaryota; Metazoa; Chordata; Mammalia; Artiodactyla; Balaenidae. Gene Ontology annotation, molecular function: ubiquitin protein ligase activity; ubiquitin conjugating enzyme binding; zinc ion binding. The coding region runs from base 403 to 1827 and encodes 474 amino acids. The transcript has 8 exons. Gene Ontology annotation, cellular component: ubiquitin ligase complex; cytoplasm.